UCUCGCGGGCCCUCCGGGGGAGACAGCCGCGGGGGCGCAGCCGCACCUGCCGGGGUGCCCUCCCUCACCCCGCUGGCCGCGCAGAGUUUGAAGAAGCCCGGAGCUGGGUGUCCGAGAAGCUGCACUUCCGCAAGGACGUGGACGUCAACCUGUUCGAGAGCACCAUCCGCAUCCUGGGGGGGCUGCUGAGCGCCUACCACCUGUCCGGGGACGCCCUCUUCCUGCGCAAAGCCGAGGAUUUCGGGAACCGGCUGCUGCCCGCCUUCCAGACGCCCUCCAAGAUCCCGUACUCGGACGUGAACAUCGGCACGGGCGUGGCCCACCCGCCCCGCUGGACCUCGGACAGCACGGUGGCCGAGGUGACGAGCAUCCAGCUGGAGUUCCGGGAGCUGUCCCGGCUCACCGGGCUGCCGAAGUUCCGGGUAGGCUGCCGAGGCGGCCUCUCGCUGGACGCCCCGCACGCCCCGGCCAUCGCCUUCGGCGGGAGCUACGGGGGCAUGCUGAGCGCCUACAUGAGGAUGAAGUACCCCCACCUCGUGGCGGGCGCCCUGGCGGCCAGCGCCCCUGUCCUGGCGGUGGCGGGCCUCGGCAGCCCCUACCAGUUCUUCCGGGACGUGUCGGCGGACUUUGAAGCCCACAGUCUCAAGUGUGCCCAGCGGGUGCGCGACGCCUUCAGGCAGAUCAAGGACUGGUUCCUACAGGGAGCCCACCAGGCGGUCAGCCAGGCCUUCGGCACCUGCCAGCUGCUCUCCAGCCCGAAGGACCUGACUCAGCUCUUCGGGUUUGUCCGCAACGCCUUCACCGUGCUGGCCAUGAUGGACUACCCGUACCCCACCGACUUUCUGGGACACCUGCCCGCCAACCCCGUCAAGGUGGGCUGCGAGCGGCUGCUGAACGAGAGUCAGAGCGUCCGGGGGCUCCGCGCGCUGGCAGGGCUGGUCUACAACGCCUCGGGCACCGAGCCCUGCUACGACGUCUACCGGCAGUACCAGGCCUGUGCCGACCCCACGGGCUGCGGCUCCGGCUCGGACGCCAGGGCCUGGGACUACCAGGUGUGGCCAGCUGUCCCCGACAACGGAGGGUCCGAGACCUUCACCGGCAGAGACCCCGAGACCAGCUGCCCCGGCUGUCCGGUGGCUCAGCCCUGA
Messenger RNA from Condylura cristata (star-nosed mole), 1148 nucleotides. It is a transcript of the gene DPP7, whose product is annotated as dipeptidyl-peptidase 7. The record is from RefSeq and is a predicted model, not a curated record. Gene Ontology annotation, molecular function: dipeptidyl-peptidase activity; serine-type exopeptidase activity. Gene Ontology annotation, biological process: proteolysis. NCBI's taxonomy places the organism in Eukaryota, Metazoa, Chordata, Mammalia, Eulipotyphla, Talpidae. The transcript has 10 exons. Gene Ontology annotation, cellular component: vesicle. The coding region runs from base 498 to 1148 and encodes 216 amino acids.